Penicillium arizonense is the source of this 864-nucleotide messenger RNA. RefSeq lists its product as uncharacterized. The coding region runs from base 1 to 864 and encodes 287 amino acids. NCBI's taxonomy places the organism in Eukaryota, Fungi, Ascomycota, Eurotiomycetes, Eurotiales, Aspergillaceae. The transcript is spliced from 4 exons. The record is from RefSeq and is a predicted model, not a curated record.
AUGGCACCAUUGAGCGCUUUCGUUGGGAGUCUGGGUCUUGUUGGCCUUGCCUCUAGUGCAAUUCUCCCCAAAAUCAAUAGUUAUCCCGGUCAUGACUUGGCCUUGGAUAAUCGCACACUGGAUGAAUUAUAUGCAGCAGCAAAGAAUGAAACCGGCGAACUGAUCUUUCUCUGGAGUGGAGAUGCUGUUAGCCAAGGAGACCCAGUUAUUGCUGCGUGGAAAGCUCGUUUCCCCGAUAUAAAGCUCAACCUGACUGUAGAUGUUUCGAAAUCCCAUGAUAGUCGUGUCAAUCGCCAAUUCCAGCGUGACGGUACCGAUGUGCUGAUAUUGCUGUUCUGCAAACCCUGCAUGAGGAUGGCCACUGGAAGGGUGAGGGAAGACUUCUUCCCUACAAGCCUCUUAAAUGGCAACAUGCCUAUUCCUCAUAAGGACCCCGAAGGCGCUUUCUUUGAAACCUUCAUCUUGAUUAUCGAAAAACACGGCUGGGGUUGGUUCGAGGGUCUCCAGGAGCAAAACGUGAAGUGGGUUCGUGGAACAGGCGAGCCUGCAAACUAUAUGGCAGAGAAGAGCCCAUCUCGCCCGGUGAGUGAAACUCGCGUGUUGUGGCCUCAAACUGCUGCCAUCUUUGCUACCACCCCUCGGCCGGAGAGCUCCAAGCUGUUCAUGAGCUGGUUGCUCAGCGACGAACGUCAACAACGGUUCAUUGACAACGGUAGCUACCUCACGCGGAAGGAUUUGAAGGGACAGGUUGGAAGUGUGUGGGAUAAUCCUUACACACCUCUUAUUGAGUUUGCCACUUUCAUGGAAAACCGGGACCUUGCUGAGUGGUGGCGUCUUCAAUUUGAGUCCUCUUGGUGUCGCUAA